UAUAAAUCCUCUCCGGCUACAAUUCAUUGCCCACGGCUCUGCCCUGCUGCAGAGAACUCUAAUUUCAUCCCCGGCAACACAGCCACCUCCUUCUCCUGUGACCUGUCAGCCAUGAAGUUUCUGUUCCUGUUUCUUGCCAUCUUUCUGGCCAUGGAACCAGUGGUAUCAGGCAGCAGACGUCACAUCCUUCGAUGCAUGGGUAACGUGGGAAUCUGUAGACCCUCUUGCAAAAAGGCUGAACAUCCCUACUUCUAUUGCAGAAAUUAUCAAUCAUGCUGCCUCCAGUCCUACAUGAAGAUAAACAUUUCCGGCAGAGAGGAUGAAAAAUGACUAGAGGCAACAGAACUGCUGGCCAAAAAUAUCUUGAGUGCUGGUGAUUACCAUCCUCAACCUGUC
Rhinolophus ferrumequinum (greater horseshoe bat) is the source of this 396-nucleotide messenger RNA. Its product is annotated as beta-defensin 119-like. The transcript has 2 exons. Gene Ontology annotation, molecular function: lipopolysaccharide binding. Lineage: Eukaryota; Metazoa; Chordata; Mammalia; Chiroptera; Rhinolophidae. The record is from RefSeq and is a predicted model, not a curated record. Bases 112 to 330 code for a protein of 72 amino acids. Gene Ontology annotation, biological process: defense response to Gram-negative bacterium; antifungal innate immune response; defense response to Gram-positive bacterium.